Messenger RNA from Schistosoma intercalatum, 1001 nucleotides. NCBI's taxonomy places the organism in Eukaryota, Metazoa, Platyhelminthes, Trematoda, Strigeidida, Schistosomatidae. The record is from the annotation of a GenBank genome assembly.
AAGCGCUCACUGUACGGCCUUUUGCGCUACUAUUUCCCUUGAUUUUUAAAAACGAUCUUCCGCAACAGGUUCCUGCCUGGAGGUAUUGGUGAUCCACAGCUACUAGAUACGAAAGUCCGUUCAGCGAAAGCUUCUAUUCCGUCCAUAGCCAUCUGAACCAUUUAUGUUUUACUAGUCGUAAUGUUUGCAGUAUUGGUAGCUGGAAGACCAGUACAAACAAGUUUUAAUAUAAUAUCAGAGUCUCAGUUUCUUCUGGAUUUGCUACCCUUAAAUGAUGUAAAUCAUAUUGUUGUGUUUCUAACAGGAGAAACUGUCUUUCCGCCAAAUAUGGGUGGCGGGGUUUAUCUGGGGAUUCAGCAAAAUGGGGUCCCUAACUGGCACUUUCUUGGUGUUCUAACGAACGAGAAGCCUAGCGCGAUAUAUAAAGUUGGCAAACUUGCUAAAAAUGCACAGCUUCAAAAUGUUAUACACCCAUUUGGCACUAAUGCCUCUUUUCAAUGCUCAAAUGGAGUCGUACCUGCUCAAAUAGGAAUUUCUGUUGAUCUUUUAACAAAUCUGCCACAACAAACAGAAGAAAUCACUCCUGAAUCAUCAGUUUCUGGUGAUAAGAUGACUCAGUUCACUCGAUUCGCAGCUGAAAGUUUAUUUAAUUAUGUUGCUAGUUUUGCACGUGAUAAUUCAACAUCUGAUCCUCUUGUACCAAUGUCAGCAAUUAAAAGAUGGUUUGAUACAAUGUUACAGAAACUCUCCCUUGAUGCAUCGUUUUGGCGAAAGUGAACAACUGUAAACAUUAUUUUUUAUUCUUUUUUAAACACUGAUAAAGUGCGUACAGAUAAUCUAUUUUACUACGCCUCGUUAUUUGUUCCGACUAAAUUAUCCAUCAAAACAGAACGUAUUAAACAACAUACUGUGUACAAAUUGUAAUCCUAACCCAAUGAUGAAAUAGCAUUUAGUUGGUUACUUUUUUAAUAGAUAUUAAUUAAUAGACUAUUGCUAUUGAA